Molecule: messenger RNA, 3672 nt
Organism: Myxocyprinus asiaticus (Chinese sucker)
Lineage: Eukaryota; Metazoa; Chordata; Actinopteri; Cypriniformes; Catostomidae
Product: metalloproteinase inhibitor 2-like
Exons: 5
Coding region: 307-969 (220 amino acids)
Biological process (GO): negative regulation of endopeptidase activity; negative regulation of membrane protein ectodomain proteolysis
Cellular component (GO): extracellular matrix
Molecular function (GO): protease binding; metalloendopeptidase inhibitor activity
Source: RefSeq, a predicted model, not a curated record
CAUGAACCUGGUCUCUCUAUGCGAACACACCCAUAGAAGGCAGUGGAAAGAAAGAGACUGGAAAGACCAUUAAAGAUAGAGCAGCAGUGCACUUUCUUUAUUACCAACAAGCCCGUUCGUCUCCGAGGAAUUAAAAAACAACAACAGUAAUACUAAUACUCAACGUGAGGGCAUCUCAAACGGCGGUGGACGUUGUACUUUUCGGUUGUGAAAGGGACUGGAUCCAGGUUGACAUUGCAGAAGAUAGCCUACUUACUUGCGUCAUCUGCCUCUAAUUCUGCAGUCAAAUAUUAAAGUUAGACAAAAAUGAAGAGUGUCAGGAGCUGUAUUGGCACACUUGUGGUGCUGAUAUUGUGUCGAGUGGGAGAGAUUACAGAAGCGUGCAGUUGUUCACCCGUCCAUCCUCAACAGGCGUUCUGCAAUGCUGAUGUUGUAAUUAGGGCCAAGGUGGUUGGCAAAAAAGAAGUGGAUUCUGGGAAUGAUAUUUAUGGGAACCCCAUCAAGCGGAUUCAGUAUGAGAUUAAGCAGAUUAAGAUGUUCAAAGGCCCGGAUCGCCACAUCGAUGUGGUCUUCACUGCGCCCUCAUCUGCCGUGUGUGGGGUGACGAAUUUGGACACUAAUGGCAAGAAAGAGUACCUCAUCUCAGGCAAGGCAGAGGCCAAUGGCAAGAUGCAUGUGACUCUCUGUGAUCUCAUCAUGCCUUGGGAAUCCAUGAGUGCCACCCAGAAGAAGAGCCUCAGUCAGCGCUACCAGAUGGGGUGUGACUGCAAGAUCACACGCUGUGCGACCUUCCCAUGUGAGAUCAGCGCACCUGAGGAGUGUCUGUGGACAGACUGGGUGACGGAGAAGAUCAUUCACGGGCGCCAGUCUGACCAUUAUGCUUGCAUCAAGAGAGGAGAUGGCUCCUGCGCGUGGUACCGUGGAGUCGCUCCACCCAAGAAAGAGUUUCUGGACGUGGAGGACCCUUAAUCUGUCUCUCUCUCCCUCUCCACAUCGCCCGCUCUGAGGUUCUUAAAAAUAUCAUAGAUAAGGUGUAAGUUAAUAUUGACAAAAAGACAAAACUACUACUAUUAGACUCUACUAAAUUGAAAUGUUAAGGCUAGAUUAGUGUACAGUCUUCAUUAGAUAUCGGAAUAUGACACUGAAUGGAGUGAAGUAACUACCCCAUCCAAGGCUGGCACCCCAAAACUCUUCCCAGGUGAGAAACAAUCUUUAAACAAGAGCACUUUCCGCCCCAAACAGCGCUUAGAUUUCUCUCUGCAAAAUGGACCUGAAAUGUCUUCUACCAUCUCCCACAAUUGCAGUCUCUCAGCUUAUUUUAUAUGUUCAGUUUCUGGCAUUUUGGUCUAAACCCACAUGGGGUGACAGUGAAAGUAUUACUUUGGAAGGUAGUGUGUAAUUUCCAAAGCCAUGCCAAUUGGUCCACUGAUAAAUGGUGAGGCAGGACUUCCCAGAUAGUUCAAAGAUGUGCAGGGACCACGAAAGAACUUUUGAAAGACAGUGGGGUUUGGAAAACUGAAAAUUAAAGACCAAAGUCAAUGUCACUAGACAUGAAUUUGUGAGGAAAACGAAAUCUCCUAGUGCUGCUGACCAAAUUUUAGAAUGUUGAACUGUUGUAUAUUAAGAUGUUAUUAAUUCCACAUCCACUGCUUUUCAUCACCAUUGUGUCCAUUCUCUUCAUUGUGUAUCCUUCGUGUAUACAGAAAUGAAGGAAUAACAGCGUAAACAUCUAUUAUACUGAUGACAGUUCUAGUGUUCAUAAAUAGUUUAGCAAUAUACAUUAAAUUCCUUACAAACUUUUAUGAAUCAAACAUCCCUAACUUGUUGCUUGUUUACCUCUCUAAACAUUUACUUUGUCUCAAACAUACAUUGGGUCUCAUUCACUAUCCGUGUAUACACAAGUCUUACUUAUUUCAGAGUAAUGUAAUAAUCUUUUUUUUUUUUUUUUUUUUUUGCAAUGUAGCACAUUUUAUUGUGCGUUAUAGCUCGAUCUGGAUUCUGCAUUAAAUGCUGCCGAUCAAAUGUAGUGUAGGCCUCUAUAAAUGUAGUUUGUGUUUCAACUGGUUUUGAGAUUGGAACAUUUGGCUGUACUAGAAGAUCAUGCUGUGCUUUAGAGAGCAUGAGUUCUUUAGAUAGCAUAAGAUUGCACCUGUACAGGUGAGGUUGAGCAAAAAGCCCUUAUAUGGAGAUGGUUUGGGCGUGUAUUAUGCUAAUAACUAACUGCAGGCAUAUGCUCCGUCAUUUCGAAUUAUCCAGAUUUAUCCACAUUAAAAUAUGGGUAAGAAAAAAAUUAUAUGCAUCCGGCAGAACUUUUUCUGCACUCAUAAUUAUGAAUAUAUGUACGCAAUAUAGUGAAUGAGACACAAUAGGAUUACCUGUCCAAUUUAUGCAUUUAUUCCUCUGUUAAGAGUUAAGACUAUGAGUUCAGUAAUGAUUCUAUUUGAACUUGUUGCACUUUCUAAAAAUAAAACCAGGAGAGGACUCUCUCUCAUUUUCUGCUUUUUUCUCACAUUUAAAUGCUUUAAUACAUUUAAGAAUGAAAACAUCAAUUAUCUAAGGUGAGCUCUUUUAAAUUGUGUAUUGUUAUUUUAUGUGUUUUAGAUUAUGCACCCGAAGAGGUACAUAAGACUUUAGUUGCCAUGGUAAUGGGAAACCCUUAGUUUUGCCCUAGAGGAAAACAAGGCUGAUUGGAUUGGCAUGCAAAGACACAGACCUAUAGCAUGCUCUGAUUCUCCUCACAGAAUGAGGAAACCAAGGCAGGACUUCCUUCCUCCUGUGAUGUCAAUAAACUCAGGAGUUUAUUGGCAGCUUGAGAGGAAGACACAGAGUUGGGUUGUUGCAGCUGUCCCCUGAUUGGGCGUUGCCAAGUCACGUGAUUGACUGAGGGUAAGACUUUAGAAUACUAGUUGCUAGGCGCUUCGUCAGGGUGAGCCAUGUGGCCCAAUGUGGUCAGAGUGAUGGAGAGAAAGAGAGAAGAAACAGAACCGCUGAUGAAGCAACAACAAAAAGUGUUGAUAGAUUGGGUGCAGUUGGUGCAGAUACUGCCAUUGUUUUGUAAGGCAUCACAAUCAUGUAUAAAAUCAACACUGCAAUCAUUUGUAUUGACAAAGGGAGCAUUAUUAUGGGUACUAGUAAAAUUCAUGCCUUUAUAUUUUGGCUAUCAGUGUUCCAAGCACUAAUGUGUAUGAUGCUUUUUCUUUGCUCAAGUGUGAUUUAAAUUAAGAUUUUUUUUUUUCAAUAUCCUCUUAUUUCUUCAUGCCAGAAGCAUUGUCAUAAACAAGCUUGAAGUCUUUCGUAUAGGCUACAUAAAUCUACAAGGUUAACACAUUGAGCUAUAACUAAUUAAAUUGCUUUGUAUUAAUUGUUAUUGAACUUAAAUGGCAUAAGUUAAAUGUUUGUUUUUUUUUCUCCAUGUUUCUACUUUUUUUAUAUAUAUAUGUGUUAUUACCUUUGAUUUAUAUGAUCGUGUUAUUUUUUACCAGUCUUUUGUCUAACUUUUUAAUAAUUUGCUGAAAAGUGCAGGAAUGUGAGAGCUCUUGUGUCUGAACCACAUGAGAGAGUUGUGGUAGAAGAACCAGACUAUGCAUGUCUUUGAUUCUUUGUGUAAUACCCAUGUGGAUGUUCACUUGACAGAUAAAUAUACAGUAUUACCAAAUAAAACAUUAAACUACA